This is a messenger RNA of Diachasma alloeum, 822 nucleotides long. RefSeq lists its product as uncharacterized. Bases 1 to 822 code for a protein of 273 amino acids. Gene Ontology annotation, molecular function: zinc ion binding; nucleic acid binding. Lineage: Eukaryota; Metazoa; Arthropoda; Insecta; Hymenoptera; Braconidae. The record is from RefSeq and is a predicted model, not a curated record. The transcript has a single exon.
AUGAAGAAUAGGAAGAAAGCCAAGAAAACUCCAAAGACGUUAUCAAAUACUCCCCGGAGUAGUAGGAGAAUGGGCAAAUCAGCAUCCAGGUCCAAUGCAUUAAUCAUUCGCCCAAAAGAUAAGGUGAGGUAUGCCGAGAUUUUAACGAAGGUGAACAAGGAUGUUCCUCCAGAUCAUGUGCUAGGGUGCGUUGAUAAGAUACGCAGAAGAGCCACAGGGGACAUGCUCAUCGUCUUGACCAAAGACAGCGCUAGCAAAGCCCAAGUGUUGCACUCAACCAUAGCUGGUCUCCUCGAGGAAGACGCUGAGGCUCUUAGCAAGGGCCCUCAAGAGAAUAUCGAGAUCAAAGACCUCGAUGAUAUGAUAACAAAGGAGGAAAUUCUGGAAGCCCUAUGCAAAACAGCGGGCAACGAGGUGCAGAUGACGCAGGAUGCCAUAAGAUUCUUGCGAAAAGCCUACGGAGGGACACAGACGGCGUUGGUGACACUGCCUGUACUCGUAGCGAAGAUCUUGGGGGACCAUGGCAAAAUUCAGAUAGGCUGGGUUAAUUGCCGAGUGAGAAGAGUAGAGAGACCAGUUAAGUGCUUUAAGUGCUGGUACUACGGACACCUCGCCACGAAGUGCACGAGUAUAGUCGACCGGUCCAAACUCUGCGUCAAAUGCUCAACAACCGGCCACAAGGCUUCGGACUGCCCGGAGCAGCCGCAAUGCGCCUUGUGCACCGAGAAAGGCAACACAGAGAGUUGUGCCCACAUUGCUGGUAGCAGUAGAUGCCCAGUGUAUAAGGAAGCACUUCAGAGGGUCCUCAAUAAACGAAGAUAA